This is a messenger RNA of Aspergillus aculeatus ATCC 16872, 585 nucleotides long. RefSeq lists its product as uncharacterized. The transcript has 4 exons. NCBI's taxonomy places the organism in Eukaryota, Fungi, Ascomycota, Eurotiomycetes, Eurotiales, Aspergillaceae. The record is from RefSeq and is a predicted model, not a curated record. The coding region runs from base 1 to 585 and encodes 194 amino acids.
AUGUCCACCACGGUCCCCCCAGCCUACGAGCCGCACAGCUCCCCGCCCUCCUACGACUUCCUCGUCGACAAAGUCUGCCAGCUGGUCGGGCCGGACCCAACCCGGCAGAAGUCCAUCGAUGCCGCCGCCACGCUCUCCGAUAGUGAGAAUAAGAUCCUCAAGGACGGCGGUGAUUUCAGCGACCCAAUAAAGAACGAACACGACAACAAAGUCUUCACCACGGGCGCAGCGAAAGGUCUGGCGUCACCCGAGUGUGCGGAGCACCUGCAGCCGUCGCAAAUCCGCACCAAAGAGCGGCAGAAAGCCUCGCUCGAGAACCAGAUCGAGCAGAUCCGGCUGGCGCGGCAGGAGCUCAUGGACGCGGGCGAUGACAAACUCGAGGCCUUCCGCGUGAACCUCAAUGUACUGCAGUCGGUCUGGACCAGUGUCGCGGCAGAUACGCGGAUUAUCUCCAGGUAUCUGGAUGACGCGCUGGACAAUACAGAUAUUCCGGAGUGGAUGCAGUGGGAACUGGAGAAUGCGAACUCGAUUUACAAGCAGAUGGCGGAGUACUUGACGAACUAUGCGAAUGAAACUCCGAGCUAG